This is a messenger RNA of Oryzias melastigma (Indian medaka), 8238 nucleotides long. Its product is annotated as zinc finger protein 646. Lineage: Eukaryota; Metazoa; Chordata; Actinopteri; Beloniformes; Adrianichthyidae. The record is from RefSeq and is a predicted model, not a curated record. The transcript has 4 exons. Bases 591 to 5120 code for a protein of 1509 amino acids.
UAGUGUUGAUGUUUUUGUGAGUUUGCAGUGUUGUUGUGUUUGAGUUAUUGUUGUUUUGUGUUGUUGUCUGUGUGGUUGCUGUUGUGUUUGGAGGUUGUUCCCAGACCCACUCUCCCAGGUGAACGUGGACUCGGCGCUGCUGCGGUUCGGCUCGGUUCUGCAGCCGCGUGUCGUUCCGGUGCCGCUGCAGCGGUUGACUGCGCUGAUGGCGCUGAUGACGCGCGUGCGGCCGCGCGCCGCUCCGUUAGCAGCGGCAGGAAGUGCUGCUGGAGCGACGGCGGGGGGACGCAGCGGAGCGGCAGAGGUCGGUGGAUGCACGGGCGGGAACGGCAUGUUUGGACCGUGAUUGUGCACGUCGCGCGUGCCCACACUGUGCGUCGUUGUCUGCGCGGGCGCUCAGGCCGUCCGGGGUGUUGCCUCAGCUUCUGGUGUGACACCCCCCAUCCCUCUGCAGGCCCGCCAUCUUGGAAGGCGGGCCCUGAUUGGCUGGAACUAAUGGGAGAAAAUGGCGAGCACCCUGGCCUGAAAGCUGCCCGUGUUUUCGGCGUGGUGAACGUGACCCCGCCCCCUCUGCGUUGCUGUGGAGUACUAUGGCAAUGCAUGAUAUGAGUCGUGCCAAGGGAUUCCCCUGUAAAGAAUGUGAUAUGGUCUGUCCGAGCACGCCAAGCCUUCUCGAGCAUAUGAAAGCACACUAUCAGCUGGAAGACAGCCCCCGAUUUGAGUGUGAGCAGUGUGGUCGCAUUUACAAGCACGCAGCCAGCCUAGCCAAUCACAAGAAGUCUCACGAAGUGGGUUCCUUUCAGUGCCCGGUUUGUACGCGCACGCUGCCCAACGCGGUGGCUCUGAAGAAUCACUUACGGAUCCAUACUUUGUCCCCUAGCAGCGCGCACGCUGAGGAGGAGACCGAGGAGGUUCCCGAGGAAGCGGGCCACGACGACCGGGACUACGGUCUCGCCCAGGACCUGUCGGGGGGGUUCGGGCGCUCUGGUUUGAAUAGUGGUAUGGGACAUAGUGUCCUGCCGGGCCACGAAACUGAGGACAAGAAAGGCUCCCCUGAACCAGACGACGCCUGGGACCGGCCAUUCAAGUGCGACCAGUGUGACAGAACCUACCGGCACCACGGGAGCCUGGUGAACCACAAGAAGUGCCACCAGCAAGGGAACUUCAAGUGCUCUGCGUGUUUCAAACUGUUCACCAACCUGGCUGCCCUGAACAGCCACGAGAGAACUCACUCUAAGUUCAAAACGCCGGGGGCCACCAUGGUGAGCAGCAGUAGCAGUAGCAGCAGCCUCCACGACUCGGACCGCGGCGCCGGCUCGCAGUCGUCCCAAAGCGACGACGCGGCCUCCAGCUUCUGCCACCUGUGCCAGAUCUCGCUGCCCAACAAGGCCGACUUCCAGGAGCACAUCCUGCUGCACAACACGGCGUCCCCCUCCCUGAGCCUGCCGCGCAGCUUCCCCGGCAUCAUGGCACACAACCUGAGCACGGUUCGAUCCCCAGCGUACACCCCGGCACUGGGGGACCCCCUACCUCUGCCUCCACUUCCCACUGAAAAAAGAGGCCCCUAUGACCCGAUAAUGGGUCCCCCAGUCAACAACCCCAUCUUCACCUGCGCGUAUUGUGGCGCUGGACACCCGGACUUGGAGUCUUUGAAAGUUCACUACCUGACUCAUGACCCCCACCCCCCUUCCCACAGUCAGGAGAGCUCCAUGCUGAACUCUGACACCCUCAGCUCUGGGUCUCAGGGGUCGGUGGCCUCUCCCUCGGGGGGCCGCGUGCCACAAGCCAACUCUCCAGACGACGAAGAGCGCCGCUUCAAGUGUGGCGAAUGCGGCAAGAGCUACCGGCACGCUGGGAGUUUGGUCAAUCACAAACGGUGCCAUCAGACUGGACACUACCAGUGCACCAUCUGCUGUAAGCAAUACCCCCAUCUGGCGGCGCUGCACAGCCACCUGCGCAGCCACAAGGGCCGUCCUUCCAACCAGCCAAUCAGCAGUGACAGCAGCGACUGGCUGUCUCCAGAGCCACUCACACUGGACUCCCAGCAGAACUAUGUCCAGGAGGGCAGCGGCGCCACCACGCCAAUUUCAUUGCCAGGAAACCUCGGUGAUGCUGGCCACUUUGUGCCAGACGGUGGCCACAGUAGCGGUCUGGACUCUUUGGAGUUCCACGACCGCUUUGAUGGCAGCUCACUGUCCCAGAGCAGCUCUGCUCACCGGCAGGCCGACAGACACAUGUGUGCCGACUGUGGGGAGAUUUACGGAGAUGUUUCUGGCAUCAAGUCGCACAUGUGUCCUCGCCGUGGUCAGCAGGCCCCCCCGCAGCAGCAGCAGCAGCAGGGCAACAUGUCCAAUGGCUUCAUGGGAAACAUGAGCUACCAUGGUUCUGGAGGAACCUCACUGCCAUCCGGGAGCUCCAGCAACAUGAAGGAGGGCAGCCAGCGAGUGUUCUCCCAGAGCUCCGGCAAGGCCAUGGCCAGCAGCACCAAGGAGGACGACGAUGACGGCGAGGUGUACCAGUGCUCGGUUUGUGGCAACCACUACGCCAGCCUCAGAGCCCUCAGGAGCCACCUGCGCAGUCACGCCAACAACCCAACCGGACCAGGACCGUCCAGUCUGGAGCAGGGCUGGAGGAUGAUCUGCUCCACCUGUGGCCAGAGCUUCUCCCGGAAACAGGACCUCCUGAAUCAUCAGUUGAUCCACGGCCCCCAGAGACCCGAUGGCCAGCAGGGAAUCGCCGGCAGUUCUACCAACGGGGACAACAAAGUAGACAGCCGGAGCCACAUCUGCGUGGACUGUGGUCUGUUCUUUGCUGACCGCCAUCACCUGGUGACCCACCUGUGCCCGGGAAAGAACCAGGCGAUGAACAAGUUGGGUCUAAACGGCGCCAAAGGAAUGUCUGCAGAGGGUGUUGGAGCAAACCGUGAUGUGGGGGCUGAGGGGCACAGGCCCAUGGUGGACCAGAGUGACAAACCUCACAAGUGUGACCAGUGUGGACGAGGAUACAGACACCCCUGCUCCCUGCUCAACCACAAGAAGUCCCACAAGACGGGCGUCUUCCGCUGCCUGGUCUGCCAGAAACGCUACUACAACCUGCUGGCUCUGAAGAACCACCAGAGGACACACUUCGACCUGAAGAGGCACAAGUGUGAGGAGUGCGGGAAAGCCUUCAAGAUCCAGAAGCAGCUCAUCAACCACCUCCGCCUCCACGAGGAGCACCGGGCCAAAGGUCUGGUCCGGACCGGCCCCAACGGUUCCCGCUUCCAGCAGCCGGGCCCGUCUCAGAUGCAGACCAUGAGAGGAGAGCCGUCCAAGGGUCCGGUGAUGGGGGUCAAGUAUCCAAACCAGGGCUUCAAGAAGCCGUACUCCUCAGCCGGCACCUCCAGGCCGCAGAAGUUUGAUCCUGCUGAGAGUGGGCGGCGGCCUUUCGCCUGCGAGGAGUGUGGGAAGACCUACCGGCACGCCGGCAGCCUGGCCAACCACAAAAACCUCCACAAAAUUGGCGAGUACCACUGCAACGUCUGCAAUUCCACCUACCCCAACAGGCUGGCCAUGAAGAACCACCUGCGGCUGCACUUCGCCCAGAAGAAGCACAACUGCCAGGAGUGCGGCAAAGGCUUCCGCACGCAGCGGCAGCUGGCCACCCACACCACGGCGGGCCUGUGCAAGGGUCCGCAGGGCCCCGGGGCCCAGAUGGACUUCGAGUGCGACGGCUGCUGCGAAGGCUUCGCCACCGCCGACGAGCUGUCGGCUCACGACUGCCCCGCCCAGCACCUGCCCUCCUCGUCCUCCACCACCAGCUCGUCCACGGUGAACGUGGACCGCAGCGCGGUGGACCUGGACUCGGACGAGAGGCCGUACGCCUGCGACCUGUGCAGCUGCACCUACAAGCACGCCAGCUCGCUGCUCAACCACAAGCACACCCACAAGACCGGCAACUUCCGCUGCAACUUCUGCGACAAGCCCUACACCAACUACAUGGCGCUGCGCAACCACAUGCGCAUCCACACGCAGCGCAAGAAACACAUCUGCCACACCUGCGGAAAGGCCUUCCGCCUGGCGCGGUUUCUGCGCAACCACCAGAAGGUGCACGAGGAGGGCGCCACGCCCUUCGGCUGCCCCUCCUGUGGCAAGAGCUUCCAGGGCAGGUCUGGCUUGGCCCGGCACCGCUGUGGGGACAACCAGGUAGGCAUGGAGGUCAGGAGGAAAGCCGCCACGCCCGCCGGAGAGGGAGAGGACUGUCGGUACACAUGUGACCAGUGCGGCCGGUCCUACCGCCACGCCAGCUCCCUCCUCAACCACAAGAACACCCACACCGUCGGCGUCUACCACUGCGCCGUGUGCCUGAAGACGUACUCCAACCUGCUCGCCCUCAAGAACCACCGCCGCAUCCACUCCGAAACGCGCCGCCACCGCUGCCACGACUGCGGGAAGGCCUUCCGGGUGUCCUCGCAGCUCUACAAUCACCGGCGGGUCCACCAGAAGCAGCGCGAGCUGACCUGCCGGGCCUGCCAGCGGGCCUUCCCCACUCAGGCCAGCUUCAGGCUACACAUGGAGAUCACGCACGGCCAGCCGCCGCCGCCCAGAGCCCAGCAGCCCCGCCCCGGGGGCUCCCAGGAUCUGGGCUGGGGCUCGGGCCUGGACCUCACCCUCAUGCAAGAGCAGGGGCUGGUCCCGAGAGCUCCGGACAAGGCCCAUCGCUCUGGGGGCGAGGCGGACGUGCACAAACCCUACGUGUGCGAGCAGUGUGGGCGGUCCUACCGGCAUGCCAGCUCGCUGCUUAACCACAAGAACAGCCACAAGACAGGGACCUACUUCUGCUCCUCUUGCCAGAAGGAGUUCCCAAACCUCAUGUCCCUGAAGAACCACCGUCGGAUCCACACCGAGCCUAAGCGGUACCAGUGCCCCGACUGUGGCAAGUCGUUCCGCGUGUCCACGCAGCUCAUCUGCCACCGCCGCAUCCACACCAAGGAGAAGCCCUUCAGCUGCCCGCACUGUGACAAGCGCUUCUCCUCCAAGUCCAACCUGCGCCACCACCUGAAGGUGCACUGGAGCGGCCCCGCACCGCCGCCGGCCGCGCCGCCCAACUACCUGGGCAUGCCUGGAGGGCCUUUCCUAUAGGUGUAGGGAGGAGUCACAUGACUUAUGAGGUGCCAAACUGUAGCCUGACCUGAACACGCCCCCCUACGAAGGCACCUAUCGACUGACUCACCCCCAAGAACCGAGCAGAACCGGGGGCCGUCCCUGUGAGCAGAAUGUUCUGGAGUUUCUGAACUGGGUUAUCUCAGACACAUGUAGCGUGGGCGGAGCCGGGCUUUUGGACUUUCAUGUCGAUUUUGUUUGUGAACUUAAGCUGGAGCUGCUCUGGGUGGGGGGUGGGGGGUGGGGGCACAAAGCUUCUUCACACCUGGAUUUGAAUCGGGCUCUGAACCAGUUUCUGUUGGCUGGGGAGGCAGGACCGGGUUCUCUGGCCUCAGGCCGGUUGGACUCAUGUUGCAGCCAAUGAGUUAUAUUGCUAGAGAUGCUACGCUAGGCUGUUAGCCCUGUCCAAGAUACGUAAAGAGCGACGCCAUAUUGGAAAUGUCAGUAAACAAUGAGACAGUUUAGCAGAUACAGUCAAAGGAAUUAUUCUGGUCCAGUUUAAGGCCGAUCAUCACAGAAAUCAGACCCAGGUCGAGUGUUGAACCACAUGUCAAACGUUCUUAUGAAUGCGUUAACACAUAGGAAACACCACGCACACUUAACUGUUUGAUUAUUCCGUUAUCCUAGCUGACAUGUUUGGACGGAGACGGAAUGAAAAGUAUGACUCCUACAGACAGGAUCAGAUUUAUGACAUUAACCAUGCAGACGGGGCGCCGUCAGCACUUCAGUCCAUGGCCUGGUGCACCGAGGUCGGGCGGGACUCUGUAGAGGCUGCGACACACUCGGCGAGGGAUCCCACUAGUGCAGGGGUGUCGAACUCAAUCGCACAGGGGGCCAGAAUCCAAAACGACCUUAGGUCUGGGCUGAACAGGAUCAACAUUUAUUGAACACUCUAAAACUUUAAAAACGUAACUUUGUAAUUGAGACAAACCUUCAAACGCGGCCCUAACCCUAGCCUGGUCCGCUUCUGGUACCACAUCCAGAACCGUAUCUGGAACCAAUACCAAUCCUCGUCAGGUUCCGUGUUAAUGUCAGGGCUAGAAUGCCAGUCCAAUGUACGUCUGGUACCGCCCGGAGGUUAGUAAUUAGUCAUUAUAGUCAAUAAACAAUUUAAUAGUCGAUUAGUCGUUAUUUAUAUUCUAUGGAGUCAGACUGUAGUAAAGUUGAACAAAGUUGAGAGCGUUCAGCACCAAAAAAUGAACUCUUCAUAAUUUGAGUCAGUGAGACCAAAACUUUAUCUUUAAUGAAAAGUAGUUCCUUGUUUCAGAUGCCGACCUUGGAGAGAUGAGGAAUACACUUCCCAUAAAAUCAUUUUGACAGGUGACCUUUGACCCUACAUAUAUAUAAUUGAUAUUAAAUUGUUAAGUCAUUUUGGGGGGCGGGGCACCUGUCUAAACGAGUUUGAUGGAUGGUGUAGGCUCACUCUCUCAUUUGAUUUAAUCUUGUUUUGUUUCCCAGAAAUGACUGAAGGACAGAAGCUGCAUGAAUUAUUUAAAGUCGAUUGAACUAUCAUCUUAAUUGUCUUAAUUUUUAGUUUAAGGUUAUCGGUUGUUAAGAUGUGGGCUUUACAUCCACUUUAAGCAUGACCCGAUUGGUCGACUAUUUAAAUAACCGUUUGUAGCAGCACUGUUGGGGACACUAAACCAACACACAACCAUAGUCAGUAUGUGACUAAGUAGGAAUGAGAAUGUGUUGCCUUAUGUUACCAGCACAAGAUAACAUCGGGCCGGUAAUGACACAAAUAUUCACCCAUCGGGCCUCAUCCGACCCUGGGGCUUGACUUUGACACGUGUGCACUACUGGAUCCCGGCCAGCCCCUCUCAGAAGGACUCGGGCACCCCCGCGCCACCGCGUCCUGGCGGUUCGCAGAACAUCCCUGGUCCGCCUGCCGGACAGGGAUUCGGCGCUGGGUUCUUCCCUCUUCACCACCGAGGAAAUUCUGGUUAGCUUAUUUUCCUCCCUUUAGUAAUCUACUUCAGUUCAGCGAUCGUCCUCCAGAACCUAGAUUGGAAAAGUCUAAAGCUUGACUUUGAAUCGAUAAACUUAAACGUUCACUCUGAUCUUGCUCACGUUUUCUAUACAUUCUCCUUUAUCUGACAGUAAUAAUUCACCGGGAAAAGUCACACUCUUGUUGUCCAACUCUGUGACUGUAACACAGCAGUAAACAGGAAUCUCCACCUUUUCAAUAUUUACGUACGCAACAAGCUAGCAUAGCGACUCUAGUCUAAAUAGCUCCUUGGCUGCACUAUCGCUGUUGUAGGAGGGUCGGGACGCAGACAGGAAGUCUGUCCUGCAGCACUUUGAGGACCACAGGAAGUCUUGGAGGAUUUUUAAAAUAAAAGCCCCCUGCAGGUCCUUCAGUUCUGGCGUGCUGCACACGCCGCCACCUCCAGUGGGUCCAGACCUUCAGACUGAAGGGAGGAAGGGGAGCGGCUCAGGUGGGCGGGGUCUCCUGUCAGAACCGCAUCAUUUCCUCCUUUGGACUGGACCUGCUGCUGCUGUUUAGCUCCACAGCCCCCCCUGCUGGCCAAAGUUAACUCCAGAGCAGCCGAGGGUUUCGGACCGCUCCUGGAAAAGCCAGACUUCUGCAGAACCGGAACCGCCGAGCCUUCCCACACCGCCUCUUCUUCCAUAUUUAUCUCCUGUCAGCGUUGGAGGGCCCCCGCUGCGCCCCCCCCCGUAUUUAUUGGUGUUCCUUUGCUCUUAUUUAAGCCUCCGUGUGUCCGUCAGCGUGCUCAGGAGCGCUGGUGCUAGAAAUGAUAACCGUGAAAGCCGUGCAGUGACGUCCAGUGCUGUAGGAGUCUGUGUGAACUAGAACACAAAAUAUUAACUGUGCAUUCGCCGUCUUCUUCCUCCUCCUCCUCCUCCUCGGUUCCUUUGGACACCUCCUGCCUGCAUUUCUGUAGUUUAGAGAAGAAGGUUUGGAGCAAAUGUACCCUUUUGUUGACAGCUCUAACGUUCUGAUUCAUGCAUAUAUAUGUAAUGCUUACUAUACACUUUUAUAAACUAUGUUUUGAUAAUUCAUUUCUUAACAGAAACUUGUCCAUAAACUAUAACCCUACUGCUGAGUACUGGAAAUAAAUAGGUGAAAAACCUU